This is a messenger RNA of Sesamum indicum (sesame), 1355 nucleotides long. RefSeq names its product actin-104. The record is from RefSeq and is a predicted model, not a curated record. NCBI's taxonomy places the organism in Eukaryota, Viridiplantae, Streptophyta, Magnoliopsida, Lamiales, Pedaliaceae.
CCCCCCUCCCUCUCUCUCUCUCCCCCUCCCGACAGGCCCGCCGCCCACAUUUUUUAGCAUGCCAAAAACAGAAGGUAUCGAAAAAACACUUUCAUUCAUAUUUUCUUGCACAACAUUAUCUACAUUCUUUAUUACACAAACAACAUGUUUAUCAUUGACAAUCACUAUAUUCACACAAACUGCAUGAUCAUUUACCAAUUGCCUUUAGAAACACGAAAUAUAAAAUUGUCCUUGCAAUCUUCCUCACCAGCGGCGGAAUGUUCCUUGCUUGCCGCGGAGGAAUGUUCCUUGCUUGCCGCGGAGGAGGCGUCGGAGGGACAGUCUCGUACUGGGUUCUGAUUUGGAAAGAACCUGUUUAAGAGAAAUCUUGAAUUUGGAUCUCUUCACUGGGAAACGGACGAAAUGUGGUAGGUGCUUGGGCAUUCUGGGAGGAAGGUCUGAUCGUGUGGAUACUUGAGGUAUAGUGCUGGAAUCUGGUGAUGGGGUCAGCUACACUGUUCCUAUUUACGAGGGUUAUGCACUCCCCCAUGCUAUUCUGCAGUUGGAUCUUGCUGGUCGUGAUCUUACGGAUUAUCUCAUGAAGAUCCUGAAUGGAAGGUACAAGAAAAAUGUUGGUGAAGUAAAGGAGAAGGAUUUUGCUGGUCGUGAUCUCACGGAUGACAGAGGUUUCGAGUUCACCACCAGCGCAGAACGGGAAAUCCUUCGAGAUGUGAAGGAGAAGCUUGCAUACGUCGCGCUUGAUUUUGAGCAGGAACUGGAGACUGCAACGAACAGCUCUGCAGUAGAGAAGAGUUACGAGCUGCCUGAUGGACAAGUUAACACUAUUGGUGCUGAAGGGUUCCGCUGUCCGGAAGUGUUGUUCCAGCCAUCAUUGAUUGGAAUGGAAGCUGCAGGCAUUCACGAAACUUCCUACAACUCCAUCAUGAAACGUGAUGUGGAUAUUAGGAAGGAUCUCUACGGAAACAUUGUGCUCAGUGGUGGAUCGACUAUGUUCCCUGGUAUUGCUGAUCGUAUGAGCAAGGAAAUAGCAGCUCUUGCUCCAAGCCGCAUGAAAAUUAAGGUAGUGGCGCCACCUGAAAGGAUGUACAGUGUCUGGAUCGGAGGGUCAAUCCUAGCAUCACUGAGCACUUUCCAGCAGGUGAUGCUUAUUUAUCCUUGUAAAAUGAACCCUCAUAUUCAUCUAAUUACUUUCCUUUAGUAAGGUCUAAAGAUGAUCCAAAAGUGUGCCAAACAAUCUUCAUGUCCGUCGUCCAGUAUGUUACUCAUUCCUUAUGUGAAAUUGCAGAUUUCGUUAUGCCUAAGAAUUAAGGCCAACAAAUCUUGUUGAAAAUCAAUACCAAAAUGGGAUCUGUGUC